Molecule: messenger RNA, 1665 nt
Organism: Aspergillus aculeatus ATCC 16872
Lineage: Eukaryota; Fungi; Ascomycota; Eurotiomycetes; Eurotiales; Aspergillaceae
Gene: end3
Product: cytoskeletal adaptor protein SagA
Exons: 3
Coding region: 89-1321 (410 amino acids)
Biological process (GO): actin cortical patch assembly; actin filament organization; endocytosis
Cellular component (GO): plasma membrane; actin cortical patch; cytoplasm
Molecular function (GO): calcium ion binding; protein binding
Source: RefSeq, a predicted model, not a curated record
CGUCAUUCUCUUGUCGCUUGCUUGCCUGCUUGCGUGUUACAUUCAUUCUUACUCACCAAUCCCCCGAGUACAUAAUUCUUCAGUCGCCAUGUCAAAUAAGAAGAUCGAGCAAUGGGAAAUCGAACGAUAUUGGGAGAUCUUCGCAUCGCUUGCAGGCGGCCAGCCGCGCCUAAACAACUCCCAGGCCGCCUCCGUAUUGAGGAACAGCCGGCUUCGCGAUGACCAACUCGAGAAAGUUUGGGAUCUGGCUGAUGUCGACGGAGAUGGCGAGCUGGACUUUGAAGAGUUCUGUGUUGCCAUGCGAUUGGUCUUUGACCUUGUAAACGGGGAACUGCAAAGCGUACCUAAUGUCUUACCCGACUGGCUCGUUCCCGAAUCCAAAGCCCAUCUAGUUCAAGCAACGCGAGCACUAAGCGAUCGUCCGGAACAAUUCGAACGGAUAGAGGAUGAAGACGACACCCCGGGUCUCAAGGAUGGAUUCGAAUGGUACAUGAACCCGGCGGACAAGUCCAAGUACGAGGAGAUCUACCUUGCGAACAAGAACCACCGCGGAGAAAUCACAUUCGAAUCACUACAGGGUCUGUAUGACUCCCUAGACGUGCCGGACACGGACAUCCGCUCGGCAUGGAACCUCGUCAACCCGUCCGCCUCCCCCGCCAUCAACAAAGACGCCACCCUUGCAUUUCUGCACAUCCUGAAUUACCGCCACGAAGGCUUCCGGAUCCCGCGCACCGUCCCGGCCUCGCUGCGCGCCUCGUUUGAGAACAACCAGAUCGACUACCAGCUGGACAACGUGCGGCCCGCCCAAAAAUGGGGCGGCGGCGCCAACGGCGACAACACCACUGAGACCGCGACCGGCCGGAAGGCCAAGUUCGGCGACACCUACCUGAGCCGCCUCGGCGCCGGGGGCAAGACCUCGUACACGCCCAAGGGCACCGACUUUAGCGACACCAUCCAGGACGAGGAGUGGGAGAAGGUGCGGCUGCGGCGCGAGCUGGCGGAGCUGGAGGCCAAGCUGGACGCGGCGCGCAAGGCGUCGGAGAGCCGCCGCGAUCGCGACCGGCCCCGCAACGACGGCCGGCCCAACUGGGUGCUCAUUAAGAAGGAGGCCCUGCAGCUGCUGGAGUUCAAGGAGCGGGAACUGCGCGAGCUCCGCGAGGGCGUCGGCCGCACCAAGGACGGCCAGGACACCGAGCGGCUGCGGGAGGACGUCAACGCUGUGGGCGAGCAGGUCGAGGGCCUGAAGACGCACCUGGCGCAGCGGAAGGAGGUGCUCGCCGACUUACGGCAGCAGAUCGAGGAGCAGAAAGUCUCCCGGUAGUCUGUCUGUCUGUUUGUUUUCACUUGGCGUUAUCCACCCUUACAAGCUGUGUUUCCUUCUCUUCGUUUUUUGAAUAUAAUCUUCUACCUUCUCGCUGCUAUGGGUGCGAGACUUUGUCUUCUGCCCCCUUUUUUCACUUCGAGUCUCAUCACCACACUGUAUAGCCAAUUCGUCUUUCACAUUCCAGUUUUCAUAUCCUUCGGGCGAGGAGCUCCAGGCGCAUAAAUGGAUGUUUGAAUUUUGUUCCACUCUGCCUUUCCCUUACUUUUACAAGUUCAAGUUCCAGCUUCCCAACCAGGCUGUGAUAUACAUACAUAGAUGACUCCAAAACAGCUGCUGAUUCC